Zootermopsis nevadensis is the source of this 2167-nucleotide messenger RNA. The record is from RefSeq and is a predicted model, not a curated record. NCBI's taxonomy places the organism in Eukaryota, Metazoa, Arthropoda, Insecta, Blattodea, Termopsidae.
CACUAGCAGGAUUCCCAGUCAACGGGAAAUAAGCUUUCAGACCGCACGGAGAUGUCGCUAGAAGCAGCGUUAACGGGAAGAAACCGAGCAGUGUAGAAUGGGCCCGCUAGCAUACGGGUACGGGACUCUCGGUGGUGGGGUACCGGGGCUGCCCGAACUAUCCCGAUCAAAGCGAGCGCGCGGUGAGGGCAGGCGCAACAGACAGAUAGACGGUCGGACAGACGGACGGGCCUGUUUCCUUGCUUCAAGUGGCAGCAGCAGAGGAGGGGAGUUUUUGGUCGCGCCACGGAGCAGUGGGAGGGGGGGUCAGAGAGGCAGAUGUACGGCAGAGACCCACAGAACGUCCCGUGACGGAAGAACGAGCUGACUGGAACCAGGACGGUGGCAGCCCGUCGGUGGCUUUUGCAUUUUUCGUGGUAGUGAGAGAGUAACACAGGCUAGUAGGCCGGUGCAUACGAAGAGAGGACGCUUUUUGUUACAUCGGGCGAUUCUUAGUUGACACCUUGCGCGGGCUGGAAACGUGGAGCAGGCCCCCAGGUCACAAAAACUGUUUUAAAGCUUAGCAAACAAAACACAUCUUAUCCCAGUAAAUCUCUAGUGACAUCCAAGUGAUUUAAUUACUUCGUUGGUGGGGUGGGACGGCGGGGAAUUUCGAAAGGAGUCGGUGUAGGUCGUAUGCCCCUUUUAACCAGUGCGUGUAGUUUUGGACUUCCGAAAUUAAUAAUAACUCGAUCUUUUGAUAGGCUUGUUUUUCCAUCUAGAGAUGUCUGUAGGAAGUAUGAAGUAGACAGUCUAAUACACAUAAAUAACAUAAGGGCUUAAUAGUUCGUGUGAAGGAACUGAAUCGUUAGUGAUGUGUUGAACUUUCGAUCUAUCGAGCAGAUCCAUCAUGACGUCUGCUAUGCCUCUCGAUAGAGAACUGAGACGCCGACCGUCAUCUGUGGAACCUUCUACAGCUGUAUCGACAUCGUCUCUGACAAUGCCAGCUGCAAAAUCGACCUUGACACCAACAAAGUCGUCAUCAGCUUCAUCACCGUCUGUUUUGAUGUUAUCACCGAUGAAACCCCCAGCCCAGAGUCACAAACGUCGUUCGACGUCUCAGGCAAAAACAGACGAAGAUGGACAACAGCCUACUAGUAAGCGUCGUCGCCAUAGUAACAAAAGCCAGGGCAGCGUCAACGGAACGGCUAGCAACACAAAGGAAGACAUGUUCGUUCAUUACCAACCAUGGGUAAUACAGACGUACGGAGAUUCAGCGAAGACCAAGACAAUCACACUGAGGAAAUACGCACGCGUGUUAAGAACGCUCAGAGGAGAGGAAGGUAAUUCAGUGGAGAAUUCGAAAUUUCGAUUCUGGGUGAAAGCCAAAGGAUUUCGAAUUGGGCAACCUCCCGGAUACAUCGCGAAGCCUGCUGAUGGCAUCGUAGGGAGUCAGACCCUAUCUGAUGACAAGGAAGGCGGCAACCAGGACCCGCCCCUGUACGUUCCCACGGCAACUGCAAAGGAUGGACAGGGACGGGACAAACAGCUGUUCAAGAAAGUGGCUGUGGUGGAGAACUUCUUUGACAUCAUAUACAGCGUCCAUGUGGAGAUGGAAGGAAGGGCAGGCAAACAUGCAGGGCAGAAGAGGACGUACCGCACGAUCACCGAGACGUACGCGUUUCUGCCCCGAGAGGCGGUGACGCGCUUUCUGCUGGGUUGCACCGACUGUCAGCGUCGUCCGAGGUCCCCUUCUCCAAUUACAGCUGCCAACGCCCUAAAAUCCGCCCCUAGCUCUAGUCUUACACAUAUCCCUUCAGACCUAGAGCAGCCUCCCCUUACACCCUCCGCAGAUUCCGAUAACUUUAGCCUGCCAUCCCCCAUCACUGUGAAAUCCUCCCCUAACACAACAAAUUCCCGAAGAUUGAACAACCACCAUCACCAUCAUCUGAACAACAAUCAUCAUAAUAACCACCAACAGAGAGCCACUUCUACGCCUUUAACGCUGAAACCGAGUGCCAACCAUCAUCGUCUGAACAACAAUAAUCAUAUCCAUAACAAUAACCACCUGAAGAAGCUCGUGGACCCGCCGGACAUCGACUUCAGUCUCCCCAUCACGACCACGUACCUGAAACACAUGCGUAGUCUGGGCUACACCGACGAAGACGCCCUCAAGAUCGACGUUGAG